Molecule: messenger RNA, 1545 nt
Organism: Salvia splendens (bonfire salvia)
Lineage: Eukaryota; Viridiplantae; Streptophyta; Magnoliopsida; Lamiales; Lamiaceae
Product: glucan endo-1,3-beta-glucosidase
Exons: 3
Coding region: 33-1388 (451 amino acids)
Biological process (GO): carbohydrate metabolic process
Molecular function (GO): hydrolase activity, hydrolyzing O-glycosyl compounds
Source: RefSeq, a predicted model, not a curated record
CCAUCAUCCUCUCGAUCACAACCCCAACAAAAAUGGUCUUCGCUUCCCACGAUGCCCCCCGGCUGGCGGCCGUAGCCCUCCUCCUCCUCCUCGCCGCCGCCAGCGCCGUUGAGUCCAUCGGAGUCAACUACGGCACCCUCGGCGACAACCUCCCGCCGCCAGCCCAGGUGGCGCAGUUCCUCAAGGACAAAACAACCAUAGACCGUGUAAAGCUCUUCGACGCCAAUCCCGACAUCCUCCGCGCCUUCGCCAACACCGGCAUCCUGGUCGCCGUCACCGUGCCCAACGACCGGAUCCCCUCCCUCACCACCCCCAAGGCCGCCCGCCGCUGGGUCUCCGCCCACAUCAAGCCCUUCUACCCGGACACCCACAUCAACUACCUCAUCGUGGGCAACGAGGUCCUCCACUGGGGCCCACAGAACCUUAUAGACAACCUUGUUGCCGCUAUGAAGGCCCUCCACAAGGCCCUCCACAUGGAAGGGAUGGGCGAGAUCGCCGUCACCACCGCCCACUCCCUCGCCAUCCUCGAGCCCUCCGACCUCCCCAGCCUGGCCCGCUUCCGCGCCGGCUGGGACGUCGGCGUCCUCGCCCCAAUGCUGGACUUCCACCGCCACACGAAGACUCCCUUCAUGGUCAACCCUUACCCUUACUUCAUGUACUCGCCGGAGAAGGCCGACAUGGCGCUCUUCCGCCCUAACAAGGGGCUCUUCGACAAAUACACGCGCCGCACCUACGGGAACCUCUUUGACUUUUUGAUGGAUUCAGUGUAUGUGUCGAUGAAGAAGCUUGGGUAUGGGGACGUGGCGAUUUCGGUGGGGGAGACCGGGUGGGCGUCACAGGGGGAGGUGUUCGAGCAGCCCAAGUGCUCGGUGGAGAACGCGGCUGCGUACAAUGGGGCGUUGGUGAAGCAUUUCAACUCCGGGAGAGGGACCCCGUUGAUGCCACGGAAGAGGUUCGAGACCUACAUAUUUGCGCUCUUCAAUGAGAAUCAGAAGACGGGCUCUUUGGCGGAGAAGAACUUGGGCCUUUUCAGGCCCAAUUUCACUCCGGUCUAUGAUGUAGGAAUCAUGCGAGGUGGUGCUGGUGCUGCCCCUGCUAAGAAUAUUCCGAUUGGGAUGGGUAAAAGGUGGUGCGUGAGCAACUCGGACGCAAGCGAGGCAGUGCUUCAGAGCAACAUAAACUACGCGUGCAGCCAAGGGAUAGACUGCAAGCCUAUUCAAGAGGGUGGCGCGUGCUUCACACCCAACACUCUUAAAGCUCACGCUUCCUACGCUAUGAAUGCGUACUUUCACGCGCAAGGUCUCAAUCCACACAGCUGUGACUUCGCCGGCACCGGUGUAGUUAUCUCAACUGAUCCUAGUACACCUGCAUGCAAAUACGUCGCUUGAGAAGAAGCCAUUUUUGUUGGCGGUGAGAUUUAGACUUCAAUUAAUUGUAUUUAUAUGCCUGAAGUCCAGAAAGAGGGAUCAACCUCUAACUAAUUCAUUCCAAACAACUACAUAUUUUUCACAAUAUAUAUUUGUUGCUAUAUUUCAUUAUUCACUC